This is a messenger RNA of Phlebotomus papatasi, 2646 nucleotides long. RefSeq lists its product as uncharacterized. Gene Ontology annotation, molecular function: DNA binding. The coding region runs from base 573 to 2252 and encodes 559 amino acids. NCBI's taxonomy places the organism in Eukaryota, Metazoa, Arthropoda, Insecta, Diptera, Psychodidae. The transcript has 2 exons. The record is from RefSeq and is a predicted model, not a curated record. Gene Ontology annotation, cellular component: nucleus.
UGGAAAUUGCGCUCAGCGAGCUCAAAUGUCAUUCGCACGACUAUUUUUGGUUAUGUUUUUGCCGUGAGAGAAUCCUAGUGAGUUUCAAAAGAUCCAAUAAUUUUAGAAGUUUCUUGUGAAUACAAAGUGAAAAAAUGCCAAAAAAGUUACAAUAUUCAAAGGAAACUUUGCGGAAAGCGUUGGAUGCAAUGAAGGCAGGGGAAUCGGCAUCGAAAGUGUCUGCCCAUUACGGAGUGCCCAGAAGCACUUUGAGCGAUAAGUUUUCCGGCAAACAGCCAGAAGAAAAAUACGCUGGUGCACCUGUAUUGAGUAAAGACGAGGAAUCUAAGCUGGCACAGUGGAUUAUAAAAUGAGCUGAAACCGGGUUUCCGGUCGUCAAAUCAGAGCUGCAAGAUACAGUUAGCAUCUGGGUGAAAAAUAAAAAUCUUCAGACACCAUUCAGUAACAACCUUCCUGGAAGGAAGUGGUUUAAUGGUUUUUUAAGGAGAAACCCAGAAGUGUCUGUGCGAAUUGUACAGAAUUUGAGUGAAAGACGAGCAAAAAUCACAAGAGAGAACUUGGAUUCAUGGUUUAUGGAGGUCCAGGAAUAUCUUACGGAGAGGGGGCUUUUGGACAUUGGACCUAAUCGCAUUUUUAAUUGCGAUGAGACGGGUUUUGAAAUGUCCCCAAAGGGAGUGAAAGGCUUAGCGAAGAAAGGAGCCAAAUCAGUCCACUCGGUGUCAUAUGCAAACGAUCAUGAAAAUAUCACAUGUUUGUUUAUGGUAUCCGCAGAUGGAGAUAUGGCGCCCCCCCUGGUGAUUUUCGCAUACAAAAGAGUGCCUGGACAUCUGGCAAAGACGGUUCCCAACGGUUGGGCGAUUGGCCGCUCAGACAAAGGGUGGAUGACGGGAGAGUGCUUCUUCGAAUACGUCGCCAACACCUUUUACCCAUGGUUAGUCAAAAACGAAGUCCCGCUUCCCGUGAUUUUGUAUGUGGAUGGACACAAAUCUCAUCUCACUCUCCCACUGAGUGAGUUUUGCUCCAGUCAUGGAAUUGAGAUUAUUGUGCUGUACCCCAAUUCUACACAUAUUAUUCAACCCCUGGAUGCCGGGUACUUCUCCCCGUUGAAGGCGGCAUGGGCCAAAGAACGUGGGCGAUGGCAAUUGGCUCACCCGAGGGAGAGAUUCAGUCGUCAAAAUUUCACUCCGACUUUGGAGAAAGCUAUUAGAUCUCUUAGAAAUAGGGAAAUUCUAAGAAAUGGUUUCCGCCAUUGCGGCCUAUUUCCCUUCAAUCAUCAAGCAAUUGACACAGAUAAAAUUGUAGCAGGACCUUCCACGGUCAAACGACGAAUCAUUGAAUCUCCUGCCAAAAAUCUUGAAACAAUUUGUCCGAUUUUGAGAGCUCUGAAGGAACUCAUUCCAGAGGACGUUUUGAAGCAAUUCCAGGAAUAUGAAUUUGAGGAAUGGAAAGGAGCACCUGAAUACAGGUAUUUAUUUUCGGAAUGGCAGAAGUUCAAGUAUGAACUGGAAUCAGUUCCUAAGAUCGGAGACUCUCUGAAUGUGGCGGAAACUCAGGACGAAGAAUUCUCACAUUCAGUGGAAGCUUCCUUGGAGCCGGUGCAAAGUGUCCUAGAACCGGUGGAAAGCGUCCUUAUUGAGCCAGUAGAAAUUAUCAUACAGCCAGUGGAAAGUGUCCCGGACACAAUGGAAGAAGUCAUGGUGCCAGUGGAAGGUGUCUUGGAUCCGUUGGAAGUCGUCCUGGAGCCGACAGAAGGCUUCCUAGAGCCGUCGGAGUGCUUCGUUCAGCCCGCAGAAACCCUCGUGGAGCCGUCAGAAGGAGUCCUGAAGCCGGUAGAAGGCGUGCUGGAUCGGGCAGAAGAUGUUCUGCAAUCGGGGGAAGUUGCUUUGGAGCCGACGGAAAUAUUUCUACAUUCGACUGAAAUCCAACCCACUAAAGUUGAGAACGUUUUCGAUGAUGUUUUAUUUUGGCCAAAGCCAAUAAUCGAUGAAAGUAAGGAUGGAAAGACCAGGAAAAAGGAAAAACUUCCUAUAUCAGUGACGUCUGAAAAGUGGCAGGAGUAUCAUAGGCGAAAAGAAACAGAAAAACUAAUAUUAGAAGAAGAAAAACAAAAAAAGCGACAGGAAAGGCUAAGAAAGAAGUUUGAAAAAGAACAGGGUGAAAAAGAAAAGAAACAAAAACAGGAAGAAAGAAAAUUAAAGAGGAAGCUGGAGGCCAAUAAAAAAAUAAACUCGAAAAAAAAUCGCAAAAUUUGAAGUUCAAAAAAUACUGUACUAAACUAAUUAAACUCGAAAAUAUAGAGAAAUGAAAUAAAUAGCAAAAUUUAUUUUAAAAAAAACAAGACCAAAUUCAUUUAAAAUUGUCAAUAUUUUUUGUCUGCCGAUCCGUGGCACACCCCCUUCCGAUCCGUGGAACACUGAAUUAAGUCCCUUCCGAUCCGUGGAACACAGUGCAUUCUCGCAAUUACACCUAUUUUUUUUUUAAUUCUAGUAAAUGGUCAAACUGCAAAUAGUCAGAUAUAGUUAAAUGGAACACUAAUACACCAAUUGGCACAUACAAGAAUAUCAAAUAGUCUUUUGAGGCUUAUAUUUUCAACUAAAUAUGGAACACCUCUCUUAACAUUCCGAUCCGCGGUACACUUCCCUUACU